Pipistrellus nathusii (Nathusius's pipistrelle) is the source of this 462-nucleotide messenger RNA. NCBI's taxonomy places the organism in Eukaryota, Metazoa, Chordata, Mammalia, Chiroptera, Vespertilionidae. The record is from the annotation of a GenBank genome assembly.
AUGAACUCCCGGCUCCUGUCGGCCAGGGACUGGCUCAGCACCCGCCCGCCCACCUCCGAGCCGAGCCUGGAGCCCGCCACCGACGGGCCGGCCCCCGAGCCCACCGCCCUCAGCCCGGAAGCCACCAGCUUCAACGACACCAGGAUGCCCGGCGUGGGCAGCGGCACGGCCGGCGUGGGCACCAUGCUCCUGUCCUUCGGCAUCAUCACGGUGAUCGGCCUGGCCGUGGCCAUGGUCCUGUACAUCAGGAAGAAGAAGAGGCUGGAGAAGCUGCGCCACCAGCUCAUGCCCAUGCACAGCUUCGACCCCACGGAGGAACAGGACGAGCUGGAGCAGGAGCUGCUGGAGCACGCGGCCUCCGCGCAGGCCCCGCAGGGCAAGACCACGCUCCCGGCCCAGGGCCCGGUGCAGAGGCCCAGCCGGCUGGUCUUCACCGACGUAGCCAACGCCAUCCACGCGUGA